Didymodactylos carnosus is the source of this 130-nucleotide messenger RNA. Lineage: Eukaryota; Metazoa; Rotifera; Eurotatoria; Philodinida; Philodinidae. The record is from the annotation of a GenBank genome assembly.
AGGUGAAAUUGCAAUUAGUGUUCAAACACCUGACAAAGUUCCGUUGAGUACGCAGUUUUUGUGGGAAGCCAAAAAGGCUGGUGGAUAUUCGGAAAAAAUUAGUAUUGAUGCAACUCCAGAUCAAAUUUAA